UAUUUCAGUGCAGGGGUGAUAUACAUAGUACUAGGGUAUGGUGCUAUUGUGUGCCUUAACGUUUGAGCUUCAUAAUGUGGUAAAUGGAAGUUAUAACCCCUUACGGAUACUCAGCUCGUCUAGCUCACUCGCAUUGGUACAGCAUCGAUGAAACACCGCUAAAAAUAGCACGGCCCACUUCCUGCUUGAAGAUUACGAUUAGCCUCCUAGGGGUCAAUUUCUGGCUCCUUACGCCCCAAGGUGGAAAGGUGAUGUAUGACACAGGCUUGGCACGUUGGUCCUCUGGCGUGAACUCACUUUUAGUUUCCCCUUUAUGCACGGCAUCGCGUGCUGUUGCACAAUAGUCUGAAAAUCCUCACAACUAAUGUAUGGUAAUUACGUAGUUAUAUAGGGUGGUAAAUUGUCUAGAGAGCGUUGCAAAGAUCAGUGCAUAUGCAUACCACAACCACUCUCCAGGCAGUUAUG
Molecule: messenger RNA, 465 nt
Organism: Babjeviella inositovora NRRL Y-12698
Lineage: Eukaryota; Fungi; Ascomycota; Pichiomycetes; Serinales
Exons: 1
Coding region: 84-344 (86 amino acids)
Source: RefSeq, a predicted model, not a curated record